AAUGAAGGUACAGUUCUGUUUCACAAAGAUUCCAUAGUUAUUGCAUACAGCUUGAAAACAUAGAGUUGCCACUUACAAGCAUCUUGUUCUACACACCAAAGUGUUUACAGGUCUUUCUGUAUGGCAUCAUGCACCAUGCAAACCAUUUAAAAGUAAUUUUUGAAUUUCAUGUUUUUAUGUUUUAUUUAUCCAAACUGGGCUGAAACACUGCAACUUGCAGCAAGCUCUUUUGUGUGUGUCCUGUAAAAUCUAGACAAAACUGAUGUCCCCAAAGUUGCAACUGUAUGCACCAAUAAUAUAGCAGUCCUAAAGUGAUGAAAAUUUUGUCAAUUUUUUCCCAUUAUUUGUUAUCGUUCAUUAUUUAAUAGUUAAUCAAUUAGCUAGCUACACAUAUUGGAGGCUAUUUUCUGCACUGUUAUUUUAACACUAGUUUGAUUUUCUGCAAUCAUACAAUUUAAGAAACUUUACAUUACAUAACAAGUAAUGAACUUUGUACAACUAAGAGGUACCCUAUGGAGGUACACCCUAAGUACCACUCUAACAGGGCUGCCAAAACAUGACUGAAAGUAGCGGAUACAAUUUUAAGAUUGUUCAUGGGUUUCCCCAAGCCUACUACAAUGAUUGGAAGCAAGAGAGACUAUAAAAGUAUAACAUUCUAGGAACAUUUGAUUUUGGCACUCCUUUGAAGAGUUAGAUUACUUUCCGUGCCUUUGAUUCCUGGUCGCUGGUGGGGCAGUUCCUUUGUGUGACGGCUUAAAUAUACAGUUACUUGUUUUCGCAGGAUUUGCAACUAGUUCAUUUGCUUGAAUUGUUCAGGGUACUAGUGAAUUUUCCAAAGCUGAAAGGCUGGCAUCAUUAGCAAAAAAUCUAGGUUUUAAGUAAGUUGCAUUUGGGAUGUCAUUAACAAAGAAGGUAAAAAGGAUGAGACACCCCCAGGGAACAUUUUGCCGUUUACUUCUGUAUGACUUUUUUUUUAGACGUCAUACUAUCUCAGGUUCUAAGCUUCUCUCGCGCUUGUCUUCAUGGCUCUAGAUAACUUGUACACGUCUAAUCUAAAUGCAGGCUUUGAUUGUACUGAACAGGAAAGCUGUUAAACAAUGUGUAGAAAAGACAAAUUGACGAUCAGAUUCCCAUUCUGCGUCUACCAGAUGUGUGUAUAAACUUAUCUGCAUAGCAUAGAACAGAAUUUUAAACCAGUACUAAGCCAAUUGGUAGCAGUCUGGUUCCUCAAAAAAGACCGAUAUGAGCCAUGAAAUUGAUUUUCAUGUGAGAAUUUAAUUUCUUUUGCUAUUAAUUGUGACAACCAAGCAUGAAUUAAACUGAAUGACUGCCUUUAACUUGACUGAGUCCAUAGUAACCCUAAGAGGUUAUUCUCUAUUCAGCUAUUCUCAAACAUAAAACACCUCUUCGUUGUGAGUCAAACUUCAGUUCAGCUGUUGGAAACUGUUUAAUAUGACGGCAACUGCAUCUGAAAUACAAAAGAAAAUAAAUAAUAAAUAUUCUAUUUACAGUCAGCAACGAGAUCCAGCAUCAAGCUAAUUUAAACCAACCAUUUACAAUGAUUAUGCAAAGUAAUUACUAUAAAAAGCCUAAAUAUUUCGCACAAUCUACAGCUGCACAAGUUCUAUGUUUCGUUUAAAAAUAUGUAAUGAUUAGAACUCUAAUUUUUGUACGUAGCUUUUGCCAUGCGUUUUGUCCAAUAAGUCUAAUGGUCUCUGUAGUUAUUCUUGCACUGGGCAGAAUGAUGUUGCUGUUUGCUAGAAAAUCAUUUCCAAGGUUUCUAGUACAAAUCAUUGUCCAUUAAUGUUGGAUUCAAGUUAUUGACAUUUUUUUAUAUCUUAAUCAAGAGCAGCCGUAAAUUUCUCCGGUGGGGAGAGACUGAUUUUGUUUUAGUUAAUAAUUGAUCAAAAUUAGAGGCGCUAUCUUUGCAUGUGAUUCGAAGUGCAAGUUCGUGAAUCUUGUUUAUUUUAUUAUUAAUUUUUCUAUCAUUGAACAUCCAUACAAGUGAGGAGUAACUAAAAUGAGAGAUUAUAAACGAGGCCGUCGAUUGAUAGCUCGUUGAGGUACAUCCGUGAAUGUUGAUAUGCGAUUUAAAGCAUGUAGUUUUGAUUGGCUUUUUGCAGAGAUUUGCAACAUAGGAUUGAAAACUUAACCUUUUUUUUUGAAACACUCCAAAAAGUGUCUCUUCGGUGUUCUCUUUUAUCACAUAUCACAGAAACUUUUUCAUCUUUUUUCCCAAAAAUUAGAUGAUAACAUUUUUUCGCUCAUUUUCAUCUAAUUAUUCUCAAACCAUUGUGAUAACAAACAAUGGUUUUUUUUAAAAGAUUAUCAUCCGCAUAAUCACAUAAAUCAGUAUUUUUUCCCCAGAAAAAAAUGUCACAAAUUAAUAGGGUUCAUCUUUCCUUUUGUCAAUGAAUAAUGGCCUUCAAAACCUCCUUUGCGGCAGCCACGUUUCUUAACUCUGCCGACAACCCAACAAGAAACAAAACAACACCAGUCGAGAACUAAAAUGGUGCAGCUUAAAUCCGUCCCCUUAGAUCUUGUCCCCUAGCAUACAAAUUUGUUUAGGAAUACCCCCCCCAAAUUUUCCAGGAUUCCCCAUCACUUAGUUGCCUUAUCUUGAAAAUUGUAUGGAAGUUAUUUGAAUUAUCAAUUUUCUACUCGUUAGCUUUUAUUGUACUGCAGCCUCGCCCAGUAGGUUCGAUGAUGCAUACUUGCACUCUUGUUCUUGUUUUGCCUUCUAAGACAGAUGUCUGUUACAUUAUUCUCAGCAAAAGAAGUACCUUGGGAGAUCAAAUGUUGCAAAUAGAGGCAGUUGCUUCCUUCUCGAUAAAAACCGAUUUAGCAACCCUCAUUGGCAUCUUCCUUCUCCAUCAUCAUUCUCUUUCUUCCCAUUAUGCCCCAAAACAUAUCAUGUCGUCUUAGAAAACCGCUCAUAAGACUCUUCCAUCUUUGCUUCUGUCAAGAAUAACAACUACUUGAUUCUUCUACUGGAUUACGCAGGAUAGUACUAUUUUUCUUCUUAUCUUUCAUUUUAUUUGUAAUUAAUGCGGUCUCUCACAUAUUGCAAACUUACGUUUUGAAGCUUAAAUUUUCCCUAACAUAGCUUUUAACGAUCUUUUUUCUGAUAUUUCAAACACCUUACCAUGCAAUCUACAUAGUCCUUUUGACUUUCACAAAUGAGUUGAGUCCACAUAUACUUAAAUCUUUCAUACUCUUCGACAGCUGCUCUUCCACAUAAAACUGUGGCACCUCGCAGCACAAAUAAUAUCGUUUUGAGGAGCCUUUCAGAAUCAAACGCAAUGAUUCACUCAUUCAAACAAAACUCGCAUGCUUAUCACGAUCCUUCUUUUUUUAGCUUAUCUAUAUAGAAGUGCCUCGAUCUCGAUCUAGAAGUGCCUCUAAUCUGAUAUGCUAAUUUAUUCAAAUUAAUUCAAUGACAUCAUAAAUAGCACGAUCAAGAUGUCAACGAUUCUUUGCAACUUCUUAACCUGAUUCCAGUAGAAUAGUGCCAAUGUUCCUGCUGAUUGACAAUUUUCAGCCACCUUGCAAUGCAGGUCUUCUUAUGCCGAUGUCUUUUCUUCUGAAAAUUUUCCCCUGUGAAGGAGUCUCCUUUGUGUCUUCGUCGUCUAGGUCAGUCCAACUAUUCACGGAGACUUGUGCCAGGCCGACUUGUGCUGUAUUAGUUUUCUCAAGAAAGUAAUUCAAAGCAUACUAGUCAAUAAGUACAGCCGUACUUUUCUUGGCUGUUGAUUAAACUGAUUUUGACAUUAGCCUGUGCAUGAUAAAAUUUAUAGGUUUGAAACACUUCUAAGCAAAAGCAAAUGCAUCUUUAAAAAAUCAGUGGUGUUGUUAGAGUGCGAAUAUACCCCACUCAUAGUUUCCACGGGUUAACAGAAGUCAUGUGCGAGGCAGGCAGUUCUGGUACCAGCUGCUGCAAAGUUGGGUCAGAGGCAUGGGCGUACUGCUCAGUGACUUGUUGAGGCCACACUCUUUUAUUUAACAAAAGGGCCCCUUUGUGCGUCAGUCCGGUAUUGCAUCAUAAGCAUCUUGUAUAUUUCUGCUAGACCUUUUGAUUCUUUUCUUAUUCAUUGAUCUAAAGGAGGGGGAGGGGUGUGACAAAACUACUGCGAACAUAUAAUGUUUUCCUUUAAGUUAUGAGAAAUAUCAACAAAACAAAGACUGGAUGAAACACCAUAUGUUAAUAUUUUAAGAUUAAUUCAUUUGCAAUGAUUUGCCAAGGCAGGCUCCCAACCAACAAGUCUUUCCUCUCAGUUCACUUUCAUUGAUAACUGCGCGUAUCUUUAGGUAAAUAUAUUGAAAAUUCUGCGAAGUCAAUGUGAGCAGUAGACAUGCCUCCUGUAUAAUAUUCUUUCCACUGACUUGAAGCAGGUCUUCAAAUGUAUUGUAACGUCCCUUUAAAGCCGCACAAAUGCAUUUUCAUGUACGAAGAAUGAGUACAUAUAGUUGGAUAUACCAGUCUGAAAAAACAUUAUCUGAAAAAAGUUUCUAACAUUGUCUAUACAUUGUCUGAAAAAAGUUUCUAAAAGCAUGUGUUUGGAAAUUUCCAAAUCAAAGGGUGGCACAAUCCUGGAUCAUAAAAAGACGCUCAUAUGCACCCUUUCUGCUCCGAUUUGUUCUUUUGUCGCUAGUUUUUUGCAUUUUUUCCUCUUCUCAUCUAAACUUUGGAACCGAAAUGCUUUCAAUUAAAAAAGAACGGAAAUAUUUUACUAUAUGUUGCAUGCACGUCCAACCUUACAAAAAGUAGUCACUUUUUUGAGAAAUCAAACAUUCAAUUGGAAAAAGUACUGGCUGGGCUACCCUGGGCACCAGACUCACUCUAUAUAAAUAAGAGAGAGUCUGGUUCAGUGCGCCCCUAUCCUCGUUCUGUUGUGCCGAUAUUGACCAAUCAGGAGCAAGUGUACAGAUUUAUGUACGUUCAAAAGUCACAGUGUGACUAUAAACGUAGCUCUGGUGUAAAACGUUGAACAGAACACAGCAUAAAUUACGAUUACGAUUGAGUUUGAGGAUGCUGUUAAAACUGUACUCAAAGUAUAUUUUCCGCAUGUUGUAGAACUUAACACAGAACAGUUAACAGCAUUGAAAGCAUUUUUUGUAGAGAGAUGAGACACCUCCGCCAUAUUGCCAAUUGGCUUUCGAAAGUCUCUCAUAUUUCAGGCAGUGCUGCUCAUUGCAAAGAAACUAGGCCUUCUGGUGAAAUGAAAUAGGGAACACCGCAAGGCGCCAAGAACAAACGUGCUGAUGCUAACCGCCGCUGUGUCCAAGCGCGCUGCCUUUACAAUGAGGAAGUAGACUUUGAAAGUACACACAAUUUACGAGGGAAAUUACAAGAAACUUAUUUUAAGUUUCAUACGAAUUUAUUGAUUAACGUUUUAUAACUGCUUUGUGCUAGCUUUAAUUUCAUGCUUCGCACAUGUUUUUGUUGCCAAAUGGCAUUUUACACCUGAUUUGAUUGUAAUCUUGAGGCAGAAAAGUCUAUUAUCACUGUAAUAAUAAUGGUGACUUUACAGAACUUUAUAAAAUACAUUUGCUUUAAGAUUUUCCAAAACUCCACGGAGUACCUUUGUCAUUUAUCCGACAGUCUGGUUUCACAGGCCUAGUUUCCAGCCUGUUAAAUUGACUAAAGUUCUUUCAAAUAUGUCCACCGCAACGAGGCCCGGGUGCACUGAACCAGACAUGGCUGCUCAAACCCGAUAUCUUUAUUCUCUCCAACAGAGAUUUCCCAUUCUUCAGUACCAUAGUCUUAAAGAAUUGAAAAUGAAUAGAUAAGAAACAAAAUAACGAGAAGGAGAGGUCAGGCCAGAAUAUUUGGUAAUAGACGGGUGAUUAAAAUACUGUUUUCAUCCUCUUAACCUUUCAAGCUUCAUGUUCUCCCUUUUCUCGUUGCUCUAUCGCCCACAGUCGCUCUUCCCGGCCCUUCCUUCCCUUACCUAUAAAUUUUAAACAGGACUUUCGUCACAAUAAACUUCAAAAAUACAUUAGACCGACAAGGAGAGCGUGUUUUGCUGGAGCGAUCUGGAUCUGCGCCUGAAUCUCCCGUUUAAAAUGCAAUUGUUGCUGUGAUUCAGUAAAUGAUUCUUGAUUUCAAUUAUUGAACCUAUUUAAGGUGUUUUCUCUAGGGAGGUGGGUGGUUAAAAAUAUAUUACACAGUUACAUCUUGAACUGGGUCUUUUUGGUUUGCUAGUAGCCACCCUUCGAUAUAAUGCCCAACCAUCCCUGGUCUUAAAAUGAUGUAAUUAAUGAAGAAACUGGAAUUUCAUUGACAUACUUCCUGUUUAUGCUUCUCUAGUCCCAGGUCACUGUGGAUUCUGAUAAGCAGAACCACAAGCCUGCAGAGGUUUUCCAAACUGGGUCUGAUCGAGCACAACAAACAGAGAUUUUGAAAAUUUGCGUGCAUUCAUCCGGUUUACAUCAAAUUCCGUGGAUGUCAGCAUUUGAAGAUAAAGCCUAAGAGCUAAGAAAUGAUCUUUUCAAUACUGUUAUGCUUGCUAUUCGGCAAUUUCCCGGUUAUCUUCUGCGUAACAUCUACCGUUUGCGACUGCAAGAAUGUCAGAUGUCCACAAGAACCGAACUGUCGGAACAGAGCUAGGGUCCUCGAUCAAUGUGGUUGCUGUUUUGUUUGUUUAAAAAAAUUGGGCGAAAUUUGUGGAAGAGAUUUACUUGGAAGAUGUGAAGAUGGACUUAAAUGUGAGCCAAGCAAAAACAUUUCUGCAGGCAAUGUCAAAGUCGGUGUUUGCCAAAAUGGAAAAGAUGAGAGGUCUCCAAGUAAUCUUGAAUGUGACCAUAAAGAGAAGCGGUAUAUAGAAAAGACGAUCGGUUCACUCAAAACAAUUUUGUGCUACGAAGUUGUCUGCGGCAAAAAAAUGAGAGUCAGCUCCAUACCCUCAAGCUGCAACGAAAUUGGUUGUGGGAUGACGAGGCCCUUUGACAGUAUUUGCUGUUCUAUGUGUAUACCAGACAAAGUGCGGGUACACUGUAGUUCAGGUAUGAUGCAAGUUUUGAUGCCAAAAUCACUGAUGACAAGGCAAGAGUUUAAGGCAUCUUCUUUAAACGAUAGACGAUGCACUGGCUUUGAGAUUAGUCAGAAUUUUGUAUUUGAAACAUCAGUUUAUGGUUGUGGAACAAUUGCAAGAAUCAAGCGCAAAUCUUCGUUUGUUUUUUCUAAUCGCAUUCGUACCAAUGGCAAUGGGCUGUUCGGAACAACUGGCAAAACACUUUUCAGCUUCGUCUGUACCUACAGCCGCAGGUCAGCAGCAACAGCAACGUACAGGGUACGUCAAGACAUUGUUACCAGCAGUGGCAAAAGUGUGGGCCUACAUUUCACAAACAGAGGGCGACUGUUGAAAUCCAAAAAAUUAAGAAUCACUAGAAACCAAGAAAGAAUGGACGUCUCCAUUAGCAGUCUUAUUCCGAAAAAGUAUAACCUCGAUAUUGCAGUGAAUUCUUGUUACCUAUCAUCAUCUAAAGAAAUGACACGAGAAACUGGAACCGAAUACUUUUUUGUUAAAAAUGGUUGCACGAUUAACAAGAGGUCGAAGCUUCAAUUCAGAACUGGACAUGCAAUUUGGUUUUCGUUCGAUACAAGUGGUUUGGUUGAAAAGGUCAAAGGCAAAACAUAUCUUCAUUGUGAUGUUGUCAUUUGCUCGAAAAGGUCAAGAAGCUUGUGGUGCAGAAGAAAAUGCGGCAAGCAACUGACAAAUCAGACAGAAUAAGACCAGAAACUAUAAAAGGUUUAUGAAUUUCAUUCAUUUUUUGCAAUGUCCUUGGGGCUUUCAGUUUAAUUAUACUGGUAAAUGUAACUUGAAGAUGUUUUAAAAUGGUGUGCAUCUUGUUACAAAUUGUGGAAAUGUAAUAAGUAAUAAACAGUGUGGAAAUGAAAUGUAAUAAAAAGACUGUAAUAAGUCAUAUCUUAACAUUUAAUUUUCUUACUACGAAAUCAGUGUAUCGUUCUACUAAUAUAGUUUCAAGAUGACAAAAUAUAUUUUGUUUAGAGAAAAUGAGGUUUGAAAUACGUAA
Messenger RNA from Rhopilema esculentum, 8037 nucleotides. RefSeq lists its product as uncharacterized. The record is from RefSeq and is a predicted model, not a curated record. Gene Ontology annotation, cellular component: extracellular region. NCBI's taxonomy places the organism in Eukaryota, Metazoa, Cnidaria, Scyphozoa, Rhizostomeae, Rhizostomatidae.